Messenger RNA from Botrytis porri, 318 nucleotides. RefSeq lists its product as uncharacterized. The record is from RefSeq and is a predicted model, not a curated record. The transcript has 2 exons. Bases 1 to 318 code for a protein of 105 amino acids. NCBI's taxonomy places the organism in Eukaryota, Fungi, Ascomycota, Leotiomycetes, Helotiales, Sclerotiniaceae.
AUGGCGGGCUUUAAAUUCAGAAAAGAAAAGCCAGCAUUUGACAGAAAAAGUGAUUCUGGAAAAAAGGAGCGCACCUGCUUUUACACACCAGAUAUUAAAGCCAUACAUCGAAAAGACAAUGAGAUACAUUUCCUCAGAGUUUUAUCUUUCACCGCAAUUCUCACAGCAAUCAUUCUACUUGCAUAUUUUAGAUGGAAAAUUGCUCGACUCGAGAAGAUAAUGAAGAUCAAAGAUGAACACUACAUCGGGAAAAUGACUAGUGGAGUGGUGUUGACGGGGGAAGAUGGUUCCUUUUAUGACCCAAUUUUGGAAACUUGA